Phyllostomus discolor (pale spear-nosed bat) is the source of this 1746-nucleotide messenger RNA. RefSeq names its product DNA damage inducible 1 homolog 1 (gene DDI1). The record is from RefSeq and is a predicted model, not a curated record. Gene Ontology annotation, molecular function: aspartic-type endopeptidase activity; protein binding. The transcript has a single exon. Gene Ontology annotation, biological process: proteolysis. The coding region runs from base 276 to 1424 and encodes 382 amino acids. Lineage: Eukaryota; Metazoa; Chordata; Mammalia; Chiroptera; Phyllostomidae.
UAUGGGAAUGGACAUUCUCAGUUCCAAAUGGCACACAUACAAAUGCACUUUGGAACAUAGCAUGUUACCUCAAGGUUCCAUGGGGCCAGGCAGUGGGCACUGAGACUGGCAGGCAGUCCCCAGACUGGUGAGUGGCUGAGCCUUUUUGAGAGGUGAAUGAACGUAAGCCAAGACACCCAGUCUGAGGAGCUGCUGAGUCACCAACAGAGACCAGCUCCAGCCAGCCAGUGAACAAUUGAUGCCCUCUGCUCACAUGGCCCCCCUGGGCCUGUGCCAUGCUGGUCACUGUGUACUGUGUUCAGAGGGACCUCUCCGAGCUAACUUUCUCCCUCCGGGUCCGCCCUGACUUUGAGCUCCGCAAUUUCCGAGUCCUCUGUGAGCUCGAGUCUGGCAUCCCUGCUGAAGAGACCCAGAUUUUCUACAUGGAGAGGCUCCUCGCUGACGACCACGCUUCUCUGGGCUCCUAUGGCCUCAAAGACGGCGAUGUGGUUGUUUUACUUCAGAAGGAGAAUGUAGGACCUCAGCCUUCAGGUCGCUUGUCGAACCUGCCUCUGGUAGAUCUCACUGGGGUCGCCACGCCUGGGACAUCCAGCUCCCGGCAGCAGCAGCGGGCACAUUCAUCCCGGCAGUCCCAUGGCCUAGGCUCUGGAGAGAUGACAUCUGCUCAAGGCCUUGGCAGCCCUGCCUUGAUUCGAAGCAUGCUGCUCUCCAAUCCCCAUGAUCUGUCUUUGCUGAAGGUACGCAAUCCUCCAUUGGCGGGAGCCUUGCUCAGUGGAAACCUUGAGACAUUUUCUCAGGUCCUGAUGGAUCAGCAAAGGGAAAGUGUCCUGAGAGAGCAAGAGAGGCUUCACCUCUACUGUGCUGACCCAUGUGAUUUGGAAGCUCAGGCCAAAAUAGAAGAAGAAAUCCGGCAGCAAAACAUCGAGGAAAACAUGAAUAUAGCUAUAGAAGUGGCUCCAGAGAGUUUUGGACAAGUGGCCAUGCUCUAUAUCAACUGCAAAGUGAAUGGACAUCCUUUGAAGGCUUUUGUUGACUCAGGGGCUCAGAUGACUAUUAUGAGCCAAGCCUGUGCUGAGAGAUGUAACAUAAUCCGGCUGGUGGACCGAAGAUGGGCUGGGGUUGCUAAAGGGGUGGGCACACAGAGAAUCAUGGGCCGAGUUCAUCUAGCUCAGAUUCAAAUCGAGGGCGAUUUCUUACAAUGCUCUUUCUCUAUCCUCGAGGAGCAGCCCAUGGACAUGCUUCUAGGGCUAGAUGUGCUCAGGAGACACCAGUGUUGCAUUGACUUGAAGAAAAACGUGCUGGUGAUCGGCACCACUGGCACGCAGACUCACUUUCUUCCUGAGGGAGAGUUGCCCCCAUGUGCUAAGCUGGUAAGUGGUACUGGGCAAGAGGAGUCUUCAGGCAAGGAUGGCAGAUACUAUUAAAAAUUUGGUCACUGAUUUAGGAUGAAAAGAGCAUCGAAACAGGUCAUGAAUAAGCCACCAACUUGAGGGAAUCUAGGUUUUGGGAAGUUAUAAACUGUGAGCUCACUGGCAAUGUAACCAUUAAAAACAUCAGUAACAACUAAACCUGGCCUUGGGAUCAAGUUCACAGAUCUGUACGUAUGCAAAUCGUGACCGCCUGAUUUUGGCCCUGCUUCUUUUCCCUCACCAUAGAUCACUGAACCUCAUCCUAGGGAGGCAGUAGAGGCUCCAACUGAUUUGCAAAUAAUCAGUGAAAGAAAAAGCACCCUCUUCCUUUGCAGGA